Molecule: messenger RNA, 1362 nt
Organism: Alosa alosa (allis shad)
Lineage: Eukaryota; Metazoa; Chordata; Actinopteri; Clupeiformes; Clupeidae
Product: pepsin A-like
Exons: 10
Coding region: 155-1288 (377 amino acids)
Biological process (GO): proteolysis
Molecular function (GO): aspartic-type endopeptidase activity
Source: RefSeq, a predicted model, not a curated record
GGCCCACAUAUGGACCGGCCCACCGGGCAUUUGCCUGGUUGUACAGAUUACCAGUCCGAGCCUGUGCUUGAGUCAACUUAGGCUAGCUAGCUGAGUUGGAGUAUCUUCACACAUGUUAGAGUUUCUUCGCUGGGUCCAAGUCACCUGAGUGAGCAUGAUGCAGUGGGCUUUGGCUCUGUGUGCCCUGGUGGCUUUCUCCGAGUGUAUUCGGGUGCCCAUGAUCAAGCAUAAGACAGCCCGGCAGAAACUGCAGGAAAAGGGUCUUUGGGAGGAGUACAGGAAAAAGUUCCCAUACCAGCCCAUGGUCAAGUUCCAGCAGCAGCAGGAUGGUGUUCAGAGCAUGACCAAUGAUGCCGAUCUGUCUUACUAUGGUGUCAUCUCCCUGGGAACUCCCCCCCAGUCCUUCAGUGUUGUCUUUGACACUGGCUCCUCCAACCUGUGGGUGCCCUCUGUGUACUGCAACAGUGCCGCUUGCAAUAACCAUCGCCAGUUCAACCCUGACAUUUCCAGCACCUACCAGGGCACUCAACAGAGUCUUCGGAUCCGCUACGGGACUGGCAGCAUGACUGGAAUUCUGGGUUACGACACUCUGGAGGUGGGUGGAAUCACUGUGAGCAACCAGAUCUUUGGUUUGAGUGAAAGUGAGGCCCAGUUCAUGGAACACAUGGAGCCUGAUGGAAUCCUGGGUCUUGCCUUCCCUUCAAUUGCUUCCGCUGGAGCCACCCCUGUCUUCGACAACAUGAUGAGACAAGGCCUGGUCUCCCAGGACCUCUUCUCUGUCUACCUGAGUGGGGACAGCGAGUCAGGUAGCGUGGUGCUCUUUGGUGAGAUUGACUCUCAGUUCUACACAGGCAGCUUCACCUGGGUUCCUCUGACCUCAGAGACCUACUGGCAGAUCGAGCUGGACAGUAUCACCAUCAAUGGAAAUGUGGCUUGUGCUGAUGGAUGUCAGGCCAUUGUUGACACUGGAACCUCCCUCAUUGUUGGACCUUCCAGUGACAUCAGCAACAUGAAUGCCUGGGUUGGAGCCACCACUGACCAAUAUGGUGAUGCUCUUGUGUCCUGUGAAAACAUCGAGAACAUGCCUGAGGUCACCUUCAAUAUCAACGGACAUGCUUUCACUCUCCCAGCUUCUGCCUAUGUGUUUCAGAGAAACAGUGGCUGUACUGCUGGCUUUGGUAAUGGUGGUACUCAACAGCUCUGGAUCCUGGGAGACGUUUUCAUCAGACAGUUUUACACUAUCUUUGACAGACAUAACAAUAUGGUGGCUUUUGCUUCAGUUGCAUAAAUGCUAUCGUACUGUAAAAUGAAACUGUGAGCAUAAUGAAAUGUCCAAAAUAAAAAAAUAAAAAUAAAUACAAC